Molecule: messenger RNA, 2446 nt
Organism: Lonchura striata (white-rumped munia)
Lineage: Eukaryota; Metazoa; Chordata; Aves; Passeriformes; Estrildidae
Product: serine palmitoyltransferase small subunit B
Biological process (GO): ceramide biosynthetic process; endoplasmic reticulum organization
Cellular component (GO): serine palmitoyltransferase complex
Molecular function (GO): serine C-palmitoyltransferase activity
Source: RefSeq, a predicted model, not a curated record
CGGUGUUGUGCAUCCCGGUGUUCCCGGUGCCGGCGCCCAUUCCCCGCUCAGCUCGGCUCGCCCAAGGGCAUCGCUGCGGAGCCGCGUCCCGGAGCAUCCCCCGGGCAGGGGCCGCUGACCUUGGCGAGCGCGGCCGCUGCCACGGCGAGUCCCCCCCGGCGGCUCGGUGCUCUCCAACCCCACAGGAGCUGACGAUGGACGUGAAGAGGGUGAAGGACUACCUGUACUGGCUGUACUACCAGUACCAGCUGGUGACGUGCAGCUACGUGCUGGAGCCCUGGGAGCAGUCCAUGUUCCACACCAUCACCGUCACCGUGCUGGCCAUGGUGGUGUACACAGCCUACGUCUUCGUGCCCAUCCACGUCCGCCUGGCCUUGCAAUUCUUCUCGCAGAUUUUCGGGCCCCAGGCCGAGAGCGCCGUGCUGAACUGAGCCGGGCCCAGCAGGGCUCAGCAGCUCUGUGAAAUGCUGAUCCUGCUGAAGUUUGGCUCUUAGGAAAACCCUGCCUGCUUCCCCCACGGGCUUGGAGCAGAGCGAGGCACCCAGCACGGCCCCUCUUCCAUAAACGCUCUGGGAAUGGCACCCAACUCCUGGAAUGGCACAGGAUCCACGCAGCUCCAGCUCCUGGAACAACACAGGAUCCACGCAGCUCCAGGUCCUGGAACAACACAGGAUCCACGCAGCUCCAGCUCCUGGAAUGGCACAGGAUCCACGCAGCUCCAGGUCCUGGAAGGGCACAGGAUCCACGCAACUCCAGGUCCUGGAACAACACAGGAUCCACGCAGCUCCAGCUCCUGGAAUGGCACAGGAUUCACGCAGGUCCAGGUCCUGGAAGGGCACAGGAUCCAUGCAGCUCCAGCUCCUGGAACAACACAGGAUCCACGCAGCUCUAUGUCCUGGAACAACACAGGAUCCACGCAGCUCCAGGUCCUGGAAUGGCACAGGAUCCACGCAGCUCCAGCUCCUGGAAGGGCACAGGAUCCAUGCAGCUCCCACCUCCAGCACCAAACCCCAUUUCCAAUUUCAUUCUUGCUCAGCCAGGCUCUUUCCCAGUGCUGCUUUAGGAUUUGUUGCUUUGAGGGACAAAACAACAAGUUCUGCUGUCCCAAGCUCACUGUGAGCACCAGGCUGGAGGGGUGUGAGGUCUCCAAGCCUCUUUGGUCUGGCAUUUUAGGCAGCACGAGGGUAGAAGAAAAUGGGACAUUGGGAGGUUUUCCAGCAGGGAAAUCUGAUGAAUUCCCUAUGGACUGAUCUGCUUGGAACAUCCUUAAACCCCAAAAUAACAGAAUCCCUCUGUAAAGCCUUGAACACUUUCUUAUCAUUCUAUUUUCUCUAAAUGGAUGCUUUUAGCUUGCAUUUAGAGAUUGUUUCCAAUGCCAAAAAGCACAUUUAACAAUGAACAGUGAAGGCAAACCCUAGUUCCUGUUUAAUUCUUGCUCAGCCGUUCUCUUUUCCAAGUGGAGUCGGGAACAAUGAAUGCAUAAAGGCAUCACCCAAGAGGGAAAUCUUUCCUAGACUUGUAAUUUCCAUUAAAUAUUCUUUUAAUCCAUGAAGUUUUUCAUUUCUUUGGAAACAAGCUGCAUCCAACUGCUCUGGCAGAGGCUGUUUGGUGGUUCCUGACACCCAAAGUUCUUCCAACACGAUCCAGGGGCCAGAUUAGAGGAGAUAAAAAAUGAGGAUCUCCAGCAGGAUUGGAGUGCUCGGGUGUGGCUGGUUGGUGACUUCCAGGCUUCAAUGGAUGGGAGAGGAACUUGGAAGAGAAGGCAACAGGAGGAUGAACUUAAAUCCAUCUUUUUUCACAUCUAAGUUCCUGCAUCUGAGUUUGGAUGGUCUGAAAUAUUUUCUUUUUGGAAAAAUAUUCUACAUCUCCUCUUGCAGUUUAGGAAGAAGCAGCCCUGCUCUGUCUCAGUGCCCUCCUGCCUUCUCUGGUGAAAAUCAAAAUCUUUUCUUGCUGCUCCCACUCACCAAGGCAGCAAAGUGCAAAUCAGCACCAGGGGAAGAGGCUCCAGAGUGGAAACAAUAUUUUAAUACCUGCAGGGAAGGCUUAAAGAGAUUUCCUUCACAAAGAAGAAAUUAGAUUUAUUGCCAUUGCCUGUGGGGAGGUUUUGGAACAGUGGGAGGUUUGUCUGGUUUUCACUCCACACAAAUCAAACGUGGGUGCCAAAUCAUAAAUUACAGCUGCACUCUGCACGUCUCUACCAGCUGAUGCUCCUGUUGGUAGAAGCGAGAGUUCAAAAUGUAAAUAGCUUUCAAAUGAUGUUUGCACAGUUCUAGAUUAAAAAGAAAACCCUCUCAACUUCUUUCUCAAGCUGCAGUGGGCUCCUGCAUGCUUCAGAGCACAAAUUUGUUUGGAAACGAAGACAUGUGGUGAAGGUUGCUCAGAUCUGAACAUGUGUAUGCAGUUUUUUCAGCCAAAAGAAAAAUAAAAUUUUAUUCUUCAGAAACGA